Messenger RNA from Lepus europaeus (European hare), 720 nucleotides. Its product is annotated as collagen alpha-1(I) chain-like. The transcript has 3 exons. Lineage: Eukaryota; Metazoa; Chordata; Mammalia; Lagomorpha; Leporidae. The record is from RefSeq and is a predicted model, not a curated record. Bases 1 to 693 code for a protein of 230 amino acids.
AUGCGCCCUACUUCAGCCCCCAGGCCUCCGGCCUCUGCUCGGUGCCCGGCCAGAGAGGCGAGGGAGGCGGCGCCCGGGAGGUUCGGGCUGCAGGGACCGGUCCGCUCCGGCCGGGGCCUGCGGGGCCUCCGGGGCCGCGGUCUGCAGAGGCACAUUCCUGGUGCAGGUGGCACAGCUUUUGUCGCCGGCGGCUGCCGAGUCACGGGAGACACUAAUCUCGGGUGUGGACCUCCCAGCCGGAGGCCCCCGCGCCGAGGCGGUGGCUGGCAAAGGGGAGUGGAAAGGGAGGAUGGAUGGGGCCGCGGGUGGGGUGGGGAUGCGGGGGAUGGAGGGGGGUGUCAUUUCUUUUUCUUUCUUUUUUUAAAAAAAGUAUUUCUCUCGCGAGAAACCGCUGCGCGGACGAUACUUGAAGAGGUGGGAAAGGAGGGGGCCGCGGGAGCCUCGGCAGAGACUGCGGGUGCAGCCGGCGGACGCGCGGCCACGGCUGGGACGACUGCGGGCGCCGCGGAGAGGAGCAGCAGCGGCCGCUGCCAGGGCCCAGGAGCAGCCUCCGCCGCCCACCCGGAGCCGAGCCGCCGCUUCUCCACUGGCAGGGGCCGCCCGAAGUGGGAGCAGCGCCUGGAGAAGGCGGGAGCAGCCCGGCCCGAGACGGGGCGGCGGGAGAGCGGGACCCCGGCGGCGCGGGGCGCGUGAGGGCGCAGCGGCGGCCGCAGAGCGAGC